Molecule: messenger RNA, 689 nt
Organism: Lathyrus oleraceus (garden pea)
Lineage: Eukaryota; Viridiplantae; Streptophyta; Magnoliopsida; Fabales; Fabaceae
Product: ras-related protein RABB1c-like
Exons: 1
Coding region: 51-689 (212 amino acids)
Molecular function (GO): GTP binding; GTPase activity
Source: RefSeq, a predicted model, not a curated record
UCUCCUUUGUCACCUCUUUAUUCCCCGUUCGCAAAAUCCUAACAGAGAAAAUGUCUUACUCACACAUCUUCAAAUACAUAAUAAUCGGAGACACAGGAGUCGGAAAAUCAUGCCUUCUAAUCCGUUUCGCUGACAACCGCUUUCAACCCUUCCACGACGUAACAAUCGGUGUGGAAUUCGGUGUGAGGACGAUCAACAUUAAUAACAAACCAAUCAGGUUACAAAUAUGGGACACAGCAGGUCAAGAAAAAUUCAAAUCAAUAACAACAUCAUAUUACAGAGGAGCAGUAGGUGCAUUACUGGUUUACGAUAUAACAAGGAGAGAAACAUUUCAUCACAUAGCUGGCUGGUUAGAAGAUUUGAAGCGACAUGCAAAUUCAAAUAUGAUCUUUAUGUUAAUCGGAAACAAGGCCGAUCUCAGUAAGAAGCGCGCUGUAAGUACUGAAGAAGGCGAGAAGUUUGCGAAGGAGAAUGGUUUGAUGUUCAUGGAGGUUUCGGCGAAAAGUGCAGAAAAUGUUGAAGAUGCGUUCAUAAAAACAGCGGGAAUAAUAUAUAAAAGGAUUGAAAAUGGAAAUUUUGAUGUGGUGAAUGAGAGUCGUGGAAUCCAAAUUGGAAGUGAAAGUAAACCAUCAGUAGCUAUGGAUAAUAAGGUCCCUUCUGUUUUUGGUGGAAGCUGUUGUAGCAGUUGA